Messenger RNA from Mesorhabditis belari, 648 nucleotides. The record is from the annotation of a GenBank genome assembly. NCBI's taxonomy places the organism in Eukaryota, Metazoa, Nematoda, Chromadorea, Rhabditida, Rhabditidae.
AUGUUGUUACAGGCUAAAGAUGAUGACUCUUGGUUUGGACUUCCUUCUGUGGCUCUAUGCGUUCAAUUUAACGACUUCAUGAAGUUUGGUGAUUUUAUAACCAAAGUCGGAAAUCUUGCACACUACCAACAGUUAUUUCUACCUCCUGACGACUCAAAAGUUGAUAAGGAUUCCGAGGACGAAAACGAUUUCGAUGUUGAGGGAAUUUAUGGCCAUGAGGAUUCGGAUGAACAAAUCCGCACGAUGAAUCCAAGGCGUAAUCCUUCAGGGAAAGCCUCAACGGUCCCAGCAAUAUCUGGAUUCCAUUGUCGAUCGCCCUUAAGCGUGAAGGUUAUGUCUACUAUGGUUAAGUUGCCCGUCCCUCAGUCGAGCAAGGUGUUGGCUCCAACAGAGUCACCAAGCUUUGCUGAAUUGCUUCGUUUCGCAGCUUUCAAUCGCUCUCGCUCUCUAGAGAAUGCUCGAUCUAAAGACGUUCACAUGGGUAUUUCAUCAAUGAGUCGCAGAGCUGACACUUUUGAUAGCUGUGUUGCUGCGAUUCGACGGGAUAAAAAAUUUGCAAUAACAGAGACGGUCGAGAUUGUUGGUGAGGAUCACGUUGUGAUUGAGACUGAAAUUAACGAUAUUGCGGAUGCUUCUGCUGGCGACGCA